UAGCAGUACCUCCCAAAAUAGAAGAAUGCCAUCGUAAACUGAAGUUCAUAUAUGGGCCAACAACACUAACUGAGUACUAGAGACGAAUAGCGCGCACACCGUUACUACUGUGCACGCUAGCAUAGGAGAACACAACCUACGGCACGUGCACCAUAGCGAAACCUCGAAGAAGAAGAAACAGUGAUGAAUGUGAGAUGAAUGAAGAACAUCUUCAACAAUCAGAAGAAGAAGAAAACCACAAUCCGUAACUCUAAGAGUAACUUAGCUACUAAGUCUUACACAUGGAUUCUACCGAAUCACAACCGGAUCCAAUUUCUCUAGAAACCCGACCUGGAAUUUUCAUCAUCGGAUCCUCCACCGUCGGCAAACGCACCCUCCUAUCCCGAUUGCUCUCUGUUGAUUCUGAAGAUGCAUUUGAUUCGGCUUCUGAAGUAAAUGUCCAUGGGUGGACUAUUAAUACUAAGUACUAUACUGCUGAUGUUGCGGUUUGGAUGGCUCAUCUUCAUGAUGAUUUUUCUGUUGGAAACCUUCCCGCGUUUCAACAAAUGACUGCUUUGGUUAUGGUCUUUGACAUGAAUGAUUUAUCUUCCCUAACUGCACUUCAAGGCUGGGUAUCACACACGGAUAUCCAAAACUUUGAGAUAUUGCUAUGUAUUGGAAACAAAGUCGACCUGGUUCCAGACCAUCCAGUUCAUGCUGAAUAUAGAAGACGGUUGCUGAAACUUGAAGACUCUGCUGUGGAUCUCUAUUCUGAAUUGCCCGAGUAUGGAAUAUCUGAAUAUGAAGGAACUAGUUUAUUGGGGAGUGAUGAACCUUCGUGGGAUAUCAGAAAGUCCUGCAUGGAAUGGUGUAGUGAGCACAAUAUUGAGUUCAUUGAGGCUUGUGCUUCCAAUGCCGAUUUCGAUAAAUGUUUAUCUGUAGACGGUGAUUUACAAGGAGUUGAACGCCUCUAUGGUGCACUUUCCGCCCAUAUGUGGCCUGGGAUGGUACUGAAAUCUGGUGAAACGAUAAGCCAACCAUCAUUUCCUGAGAACGAAGAGAUAUCUUCUGAAGAAUCUGAUUAUGAACAAGAGUAUGAAGUUUUAUCUGAUGGUUCAGCUGAUGUCUGGGAUGAAACUGAACUAGGAUGGAUUUCUGCAACUUCCUUAGAUGCAGGGACAUCAGUUCCUCAAAACAAGCCCAAUGCAGUUUGUGAACGUGACAAAGGAAGUAAGUCUGAUGAAGAGCUUCAGCCUACAACCUCAAGCACUGCAUUUCAGGAUGAGGGUGAUGUGGCUGUGGUGCACAGUAUCAUAGAUUCUGAAGGAGAUGAGAAGUUAGACGAGAGUAAAAUUCUUGACGUAGAGGAUUUGGAACAGUUGAUGUCUGAGAUUGGGAAUAUGCGUUCGGGCUUAAGAUUGAUGCCUGAUUUUCAAAGAAGGGAAAUGGCCGCAAAGCUGGCUAUGAAAAUGGCUUCCUUAUUUGGAGGAGAUAGUGAUGAAGGUGAACUUUAGUUGAUAAUAUUAAUUCUAUGAAAUUCAGUUAUAAUUAUAAGAAUACAUCAAUGAAUGAUUUUUCAGUACUUUUACAUGAGUCAUCAUGUCGAGGAAAUCAGCAACCUCUGUUGCCCAAGGAUGAUGAGUUACUUCAUGCUUGGACUCUCUGCGACUCUUGGUUGCUGCUGAAACAUGAUCCAUGUUCAUUUACUCCUGUUAUGUCAUACACUAUUCAAUAGCCCUAUUUUUUUUUAGCAUAACAGUUUGUUAAAUAUCUAACAUAUUUAGGCAGAUUCAUGGUACUUAGUUUGGUGGUAUUGGUGUGUAAAAAUUUGAAAGGCUAUGAUGACUUGGGAAUUUGUUUGAUGAAAUUGAUGGAAAAGUGCACUAAAA
Messenger RNA from Cicer arietinum (chickpea), 1868 nucleotides. RefSeq lists its product as uncharacterized. The record is from RefSeq and is a predicted model, not a curated record. Gene Ontology annotation, molecular function: GTP binding; GTPase activity. NCBI's taxonomy places the organism in Eukaryota, Viridiplantae, Streptophyta, Magnoliopsida, Fabales, Fabaceae.